GUUUCUAUUAUGAAUGAAACAUUUUUUUAUAAUUAUUUUUUUUGUUUUUUUAAAGAAUAAUGCCGAAAUUCGCAGUCAGAGAGUGGGAUGAACUCAUUUCAGGUCCUAUUUCUAUGGGAGAACAGGAUAAACGAGUCUUUGCGCAUGCUGAUUUGCCCGCAGUCAAUGAUAAGUUGUCAAUAACGUUAAGACUAAAAAUUCACAAUCAUAGCUCUAAUUGGUCUGCAGUUUUUCAUAAAGGUACUGGAGAUUUCAUCCGCACUCCACUUCUCCAGUUGACGAAAAAUAAAUCUGCACUGCAUGCUCGAUUCACAGCCAACUGGAGUUCCGAUGUUGGAGUUUAUGAGCCUGACGAUGGACUUUUAUUGAACAGAUGGUACCAUAUAGCUUAUACACUUUCUGAUCCCGAAAAAAGAUUAGAUAUUUAUAUAGAUGGUGAAUGGAUCGGAUUCUAUGGCAUCUCGAAAAUUAAAGUGCAAAAAGUUAUUUUUAAUGAUGGUCCUUUAUAUAUUGGACGUGCUCACAGUUAUCUUGGGUUUAAUGGUGAAAUUAGCAAUGUUCGUUAUUUCAACUGGCGCCUAUCCCCUGAAGAAGUAAUAGAAGAUUAUUUCGAUGAGUCUCAGAAAAAGCCAAUUGUAUAUGGAUCAAAAAUCGCUCUCGCACAUGUAUCUACUGGAAAAUAUCUAUCCACUAAAGGAAUCAAAUAUGACUUGGGUCGAAAUGUCCAGCACUAUAUGGCUAUUUGUGAUGGUCAGGAAUUAGAUUUGAAAAAUGACGUUUGGACUAUAAUCGGAGCCAAUGGUAUAAGUAUAAAAGAAGGGGAUCCCGUGUCUCUUAACAAUAUUAUUGGAUUUAAACAUCAAGCAACAGGGUGUUAUUUAAAUUCUCAUGGUACUAAUUAUGGGAGAGUCACACCAAUGUCAAAACAACAACAAGUGACCAUGUGUUCGGAUAGAGAUAGUAAUAAUGAUUGGGUUAUUCGACGUUAUAAUUCAACCACUUCCUAUGACGUUGGUCAUUUAAUGAAUGGUGAUAUUAUUAGCCUUUUCCAUAUCAGAACUAAUAAGCCAGCACUUUACAGUAACGCCAUUUUAUUAGGUGAUGGAACUCAAGAAGUUUCUUGUUAUGGGGAUGGAAGUGAAAAUAAUAAUAAGUGGCGUAUUGAAAUAAUUAACUAAAUACGAAUUUGCAAUAACUUAAGUUGAAAAUACUCAAUACAAUCAAUUUUCAUUAUACAAUGUGAAUUUUAAUAAUUGUAAAAUCUAAUUAAAAUUCACCAGUUAAUUGGUUCAAAAAGCUCAAAAUUUUCUUUAUGCAUUUAUGCAUGAAAUAUUCUAAGAUGUCGAGCUAAAAGCAGUUUACUCAAUAUAAUUUUCAAAAUUACUUUUACUAAAAUAUACCAUAAAAAGUUAAAUAUCAAUUUCGUUUAAUUUCACCAAAAUAUGAUAAAACCUCAAUAAAA
Molecule: messenger RNA, 1462 nt
Organism: Rhizophagus irregularis DAOM 181602=DAOM 197198
Lineage: Eukaryota; Fungi; Glomeromycota; Glomeromycetes; Glomerales; Glomeraceae
Source: RefSeq, a predicted model, not a curated record